Molecule: messenger RNA, 1134 nt
Organism: Capra hircus (goat)
Lineage: Eukaryota; Metazoa; Chordata; Mammalia; Artiodactyla; Bovidae
Product: MHC class I polypeptide-related sequence B
Biological process (GO): immune response; positive regulation of T cell mediated cytotoxicity; antigen processing and presentation of endogenous peptide antigen via MHC class I via ER pathway, TAP-independent
Cellular component (GO): external side of plasma membrane
Molecular function (GO): peptide antigen binding; signaling receptor binding
Source: RefSeq, a predicted model, not a curated record
AUGGCAGGGCCAAUAAUUCAGGCUUUGUUAGACACCACACUUCUGAUCCUUGACCUUGGGCCACUGGACCAGAGACCCGAAUGGAAGGGGGGAGCCAACCAGACUCCCAACACUCGGAACGUUUUCGGUUUCCUUUCCCGACCCUGUAGUGGUCCCAGAGGUCAGCGGAGAGAAAGAGGCCCGUGUGCCGGAUCCCACAGUCUUUCUUACAACAUCAAAGUGCUCUCCCAGGAUGGCUUUGUGCAGUCCGGGUGUUUUGCUGAGGGAUACUUGGAUCAUCAGACCUUCCUGCACUAUGAUCACAACAAAGGCAGGGCAGAGCCCUGGGGACGGUGGGCUGAACAGUUGGAAGCAGAGACGUGGAAGACAGAGUCCAAGGACUUGAACGAGACCUGGAAGGAGCUUGGAAAACUCCUGGCAGAGAUCUUGUCACUGCAGAAGGAGAAAGGAGGCUUCCAUUCCCUCCAGGAGACCGUGGGCUGCAAGAUCCAUGAAGACAGCCACCCCCGGGGCUUCCGGCUUCUCCACUUCAACGGGGAGCUCCUCCUCUCCUGUUCCCCGGAGGCCCACGGAUGUGCCCUGCCCCAGUCCUCGGCUCAGACCUUGGCCAUGGAAGUGGUGAAGUCUUGGGACACAGACGGCUUUCUAAGCAAGCAUUACCAGGCCCACGUGCAGGGAGAACUUUGUGGGAGAUUGCGGGGCUACCUGGAGUCCUGGACAGGCUUCAUGGAGAGGACAGUGCCCCCAGCCGUGAAUGUGACCUGCAGCCAGGACUCAGAGGGCAUGGUCCACCUCACAGGCAGCUUUGGCUUCUUUCCCGGGAAUAUUUCAGUGGUCUGGUUUUGGGAUGAGGAGCCUAUGAGCCAGGACGCCCAGGAGUCUGGGGGUGUCCUGCCUGAUGGGAACGGGACCUACUUCACCUGGGAAACCAUAAAAAUCCCCCAAGGAGAGGAGCAGCGGGUCAAGUGCAUUGUGGAAUACAGCGGAAUUCACAGUGCACACCUCGCACCCUUGGGUGAGACUGGGGUGGGCCUGGAGGCGGUUGUGACCCUGGGAGGGUCAGAGGCCAGGGUCAGGGAGAGGAGAGCAGGUUGUGGCUCUGGGGUGCCCGGGUUGUAUAUAAUAAGGUCCUUU